AUGUCUUCGACCCCACGCUGGCUCAGGUUCAAAAAAAUCCACUACUAUCUCAUACCGCUUGUUGCGCUCGUAGUGUGGUGGGGCAUGCUCAUUGCCUUGAUGUCGGCAUGGUCCAUCCAGGGCCAUCCCAUCUACUGGUUUAUGGGCGAAACAGACCAAAACCCAGUGUACAUCAGUGACAUUGGCGCUACAAACUUGCAGCCGUUGUUCAUUUCGUGCACAGGGUUCCAGUUGAUCUUCUUUGUCGGCACUUUGUUGAUGGAGUAUGUGUUGAGAAGAAUGAAGAAGUUGCAGCCAUACGUAUCCAACAAACAGCCUUGGUUUGCCAUCGUCAGCAUCAUCUGUGCUGUGAUUGGGCAAUUGGGCAUUUUGUUUGUGUCGAUCUUUAACACAAAGAACUUUCAUACCGUUCAUAUCACCAUGGUGGGGGUGUUUAUCUUCUUCAUCUUCUGGGCUUGUUUCUUCAACUUCCUCAAUUCGUUUAUCUUCGGUAAUUUCCCUCAGAGAUUGCAUCCAAACCACGAAAGGGUCAUCUUUGGCAAACACAGAUGGGCCAACCUUUACAUGGUGUCGUUUUUCUUCAAAUUGUUAUGGCUUAUAGUUGCCGUGAUCUUGGCAGCCUUUUUCGGAUAUGAGAUGAAGCACGACAACGACUCCAUUUCAGCAUGUUUUGAGUGGACAAUCUCCUUCUGGUAUGGUCUCUUGCUUGUUUUCUGGGCCAUUGACUUGUUCCCAUCUGCUGUUAAACACUACAGAAUACGCCACCCAGAGCAGUACCCAGCUUUCGUUGAUCGCCACAAGGAGCCCAUGGCUGAGGUGCAUGAUCCCAACAACGAAAACUCUUUCCAGCCUAUACCAAAACGGUAUUCGUCCAGUUCUGGCGUUCGGGACGACACCACCCUAGAAAACUCUCCAAGAAUCCCUCCUACUCUGAGAGUGCCUCAGCCACUUGCUGUGCCCGAGAACCCAUACGAUGGCGUUAUCACAGUGCCAGUAGAAGAGGUGCAUACCCGAAGCACUUUCGACAACCAAAGACGAACCUUUGUACCACCCACACAGACAUACACUGGAGAGCCUAAACUCCACGAGUACCUGCGCCAGCAGAUGCAAAAUGCACAGGAGCAAGUUUAG
This is a messenger RNA of Candidozyma auris, 1131 nucleotides long. RefSeq lists its product as uncharacterized. Gene Ontology annotation, cellular component: plasma membrane. The coding region runs from base 1 to 1131 and encodes 376 amino acids. NCBI's taxonomy places the organism in Eukaryota, Fungi, Ascomycota, Pichiomycetes, Serinales, Metschnikowiaceae. The record is from RefSeq and is a predicted model, not a curated record. The transcript has a single exon.